AUGAGCCGCGAACGCAGAGGGACUGCUCUAUCGCCUCUCGCGACGGCUAACCCCUUGAAUGGCACGCCGAACGCGUUCUUCCCGGUCCACCAGCACCUUCACGGUCGGGGCACCCCGCACGGGACGCCACACCAUUUCUUUCCUCAACAAGCCGUGACAAGUCCGACUACUAUGCCUCCACCAAUGGCCACGCGACAGUCCUCGUCUUCGUCAACGACGUCCAAGCCGAUGCACAUAAAGCGCGUCACGCUGACCUCCAAAAAAAACUGGUGGAUGGUUGAACUUGAUGAGGAGGAUGAGCCGCCACCACGCCACUCGAUGUUCAAUGGCUUGCCCACCGGGAGCGAGCAGGUGAUGCGUGCCGAGCCUGAACCGACGCCCAGAGUCGAGCGCUACUUCGACCAUCGCCCUGAUCACCGCAGAGAGUCUGUUCACUCGGUGCCACAACGCUCUCUACCCCCUUCACGACCAGCGUCUCCUAUACCCGAGGCGUACAAUCCGCCCCGUAGACCCAACGCCAUCUUCUCGUUCCCCACUCCACCGAUCUAUUCUGCGCAACCCAAUCCGACGGCUUCUAUGGUUCCAUUCACACAAGGCGCUGCGUCUGAGCUAUUCAAGACUGUUGUCAAGAAGCCGGAAUACGUCACUCUGGAGAUCAACGGCGAGAUCCAGAGUAACGCGACGGACGUUGCUGCUCAGUUUCUCGCAGAACUACGCGUUUACACGACCGUGUCUCGACAUCGCAACCUUCCGGUCUUCCUUGGCUGUUUGGACGGCAUCGGCAUGGUGAUGGAGUAUCUGGACGGCCGCACACUAUACCAGGUCAUCAAAGACCGCCCGCCACUCAGUCGCGCACGCAAAUGCGACUUUCACAAUCAGCUGCUCGACGCCUUGUGCCACAUCCAUUCCUACGGCCUCAGUCAUGGCGAUCUCUCAACUCUCAACAUUCAAGUCGUACAGAAUGGCGCGACGCUCAAGGUUUUUGACUUUGGCCGUUCUGUCGCUGCAGAUUCUCUCUACGCUCCACCAGAUGGGGAUCCAGUCGACCCUUUCGCGUGGAUGGCGCCACAGAAUGCGGGCAGGCCCAGGGUCGAGCAGAUUCACCCGGGUACUCGCCCCUUCUCGGCGCCCGAGAUCCUGCGAGGAGAGUGUCAGGAUGCGCGGCUCGCCGACGCGUACAGCUUCGGGCUGAUCCUCGUCUGCUUGGAACGUUGCGAGCUGGUGGAUGUGAAGCCGUGGGAUCAGCGCAAGGACAAGCUCCCGGCGAACCUAUACGACGGAUGCGAGUUGUGGGUGGAUAGAAUAAAGGAGUACCUCGCGCGAUUCGACUCGCGAAGAAGACUGUCUUUAGAUGACGCGGUCAUGAUACUGGACGAUUGA
Peniophora sp. CBMAI 1063 is the source of this 1380-nucleotide messenger RNA. Lineage: Eukaryota; Fungi; Basidiomycota; Agaricomycetes; Russulales; Peniophoraceae. The record is from the annotation of a GenBank genome assembly.